AUGCACACAGAAUUCAACUAUCAAAGUGGGCCAGAUAUAUUGUGGUUUCAAGGUGGUGCACCUUUAAUAGAAGCCAUUAACAAAACUGAAGAAGAAAUUGUCGACAUUUUGCAAAAUGUGCAUGCUGAUACAAGUAAGUUGACUAAAUCUUGGGUUCUAUUGUAAGUUUUGCAAGUAUACCUACAACAACAUGAAUCAUAUUGUUAUUGAUAUAACUAUGCCAGGCAAAGCUGUGAAAAUCAAACAUAGACACAAUAGCUGUUAGACUGUUCAUAAAAUUUUUUGCCUCUUUUCAAAGCUAAGCUUCAGGGUUACAGGGCACAGAUUUGAAUACCUAAUAUGUUUUUGAACAACCUAAUAUUUAAUAUAAAACGUUUUUGAAACUUGAAAAUAUACGAUUGACAUUAAAAAGUAUACUAUGUACUGUUUAUUUCAGCAUUAACAACCAUUCAUAUGUACAUAGAAAUAGCAAUAUCAGUAACCGCUCUUGUAGCCAACUCUUUUUUAUUCAUAAUAAUGAUAAAACACAAACGACGAUAUGCUUCUUUAACAAUGAUACUAAUGUUAGCCAUGUGCGUCGACUUAUUUAUGGUAGCCAUGACUUUUACGUGCCAGCCGGUUAUUCAUGUUAUUUAUGGUUAUAUGGUGUGUUACUGUACGAAUUCAUUGUUACCGAAAAAUGUGGUUUUAAAUUCAGCUAUGAUUUCACUAAUGGGCACGGCUAUCGCAUCUACUGUGCUGUUCUUGCCAAUUCAGUUUGCUUAUCGAUAUCAUUUUGUUGUUCAGUAA
Molecule: messenger RNA, 789 nt
Organism: Bursaphelenchus okinawaensis
Lineage: Eukaryota; Metazoa; Nematoda; Chromadorea; Rhabditida; Aphelenchoididae
Source: the annotation of a GenBank genome assembly